AUGUCUGGAUCAAUUUUAAAAUAUGUUGCACCUUCAACAUCUACCGCAGUAGGAGAAAGUGCUGAAGACAUUCGGUCUGUUGAAUCCAGAGGUGAAAUGCCUGAAGUAUCUUCUCAAGAAGCUUCAUAUGUGAAAGCGCAAGAAUUGGAGAAGAUCAUUUUAUCUUCAAGUGGUGAAAGCGAUGUAGACGAAGGAGAUGCCAGCAGAAGCCUGCAUCAGCAAGACUCUGAUGAUGAAGAAGAGGAGACUGUUCAACUGUCGGUUUAUUCUGAUGUUGCUGCUUGGCCAGUUCCAGUUCCAGAUGUUUUAAGAGUGCACCUUAUUAAGAGGGGAAGUGAACCUUUCCAAAAUAGAGAUGGGCCACUCAGUCCUGUUGAAAGGCAAGGAGAGAAAUCAAAAGGGAGGAGUCAACAGCUGACCACUGCAUGGUUCUAUAAGGCUCUGCCUAAUGGCGAAAAAAUUCUUAGAACGUGGAUGGUGUUUGUUUUGUUUUUGCUGCAGACUUUUUGCUGUUGA
Pelobates cultripes (western spadefoot toad) is the source of this 516-nucleotide messenger RNA. The record is from the annotation of a GenBank genome assembly. NCBI's taxonomy places the organism in Eukaryota, Metazoa, Chordata, Amphibia, Anura, Pelobatidae.